Messenger RNA from Trichoderma atroviride IMI 206040, 958 nucleotides. RefSeq lists its product as uncharacterized. Gene Ontology annotation, biological process: microtubule-based process. NCBI's taxonomy places the organism in Eukaryota, Fungi, Ascomycota, Sordariomycetes, Hypocreales, Hypocreaceae. The record is from RefSeq and is a predicted model, not a curated record. Gene Ontology annotation, molecular function: dynein intermediate chain binding. Gene Ontology annotation, cellular component: cytoplasmic dynein complex.
CGGAACCUCAGCCCUGUGCAAACUGCGACUAUUUUGCCCCGACGACCGUCUUCACCUUCUUCAAUUCGAUACCUGCCUUGGCCUAUCUGUCCAAGCGUGGUGACAAUCUACGAGUCAAGCCUAAUACGCCACCGAUCUUGAGGCGGAACUACGUUGAACCCAUCAUCAGACGAUCGAAUACCCGUUUACCAGCAGGAAACUAUGGCGGACGCUAUCGCAGACAGACCGGCAGAUGCCGUAAACGUGAGGGAGAAGCUGGAGGCGCAGAUCAAGUCCGCGGAUAUGACGGAAGAUAUGCAGCAGGAGUGUGUAGAAGUUGCUCAGGAAGCCAUGUCGAGAUUUACCAUUGAGAAGGACAUUGCACAGCAUAUCAAGCGAACAAUGGACGAGCGAAAAGGCCCGACUUGGCACUGCAUUGUUGGCCGUAACUUCGGCAGCUUUGUAACCCACGAGACCAAGCACUUCAUAUACUUUUACCUCGGCCACUGCGCUAUCCUGCUCUUCAAGACGCAGUAAUAAUGACAAGAAAUUAUGGAGUAGAUAGAAUAUGGCAUGGGCAAGUUGCGGUAGUCCCUAUGGAGGCACAGGAGGCGUCAUACUCAUGAUCGUGGAGGGCGUGUUGGUGUACGUUUUUGCGGCUUCAUCUUCUAAAUUUGAAUUAUUUAUUAUUGGGAGACUUUUUGUUACAAACAGAGAUGAUAAGUUUCGUCAUUGAGCGAGAAAAGAAAAGGGGAAUAAACUCUGGUGCUUUGCUAUAUAAGCCUAAGCCCUUUGACCAAGUGCAUCCAAUCCUACGCUAUUAACCUACCAGGGAGGUGUAAUUGAGGUCUCAAUCGAACCAAAGUCCGGAAAAGGUAGAAAAGAGGGAGCCGCGAUUUGCCUAGCAGUAGCAGAAAAAGCUCCCUCGGCGAACAAGCCAUCCGGACGAAACACUUCAGCAGCACCAGCAGCAGCCCCC